AGAUAACAGCACUUAUAUUGAUUGGAGUUACAAUACAGUGAUUACAAGAGUAAGAAAAUAGAUUUCAGACAACAUACCAAAUGUUAUCAAUCGCUGGCGCGAGAGAGAGGGCGAACAAAAACGCCACGACUACGAGCGACCUCAGUGAGUUUCAUUCGAGUCGUGUAUAUUUCGGAAUUCGCUCCGUACAAGUGAGGUUGGGUGUGUCGCUAAUUUACAAAAGAAUCUUUCAACAUGAGCGGACAACAGUACUACCCCUAUAAGUGCACCCCCACGGUGUACCCCGCGGAGCCUUUCGACCCCGCGGCGGAUGCGGAGACCCUCCGCAAGGCUAUGAAAGGGUUUGGCACCGACGAGAAGGCCAUCAUCGACGUCCUUUGCCGCCGCGGUAUCGUCCAGCGUCUGGAGAUCGCCGAAACUUUCAAGACUAACUAUGGCAAGGACCUCAUCAGCGAGUUGAAGAGCGAACUGAGCGGCAACUUGGAGAACGUCAUCGUUGCGCUGAUGACCCCCCUGCCACACUUCUACGCUAAGGAACUGCACGACGCCGUCGCGGGACUCGGUACCGACGAGGAGGCGAUCAUUGAGAUCCUGUGCACACUCUCAAACUACGGCAUCCGCACCAUCUCAGCUUUCUACGAACAAUUAUACAACAAGAGCUUGGAAUCGGAUCUGAAAGGCGACACAUCUGGCCACUUCAAGAGGCUGUGUGUUUCCCUAUGUAUGGCCAACCGUGAUGAGAACCAGGGUGUGGACGAAGGCGCCGCUAGGGCUGACGCUGAGGCCCUGGCCAACGCCGGCGAGGGACAAUGGGGCACCGACGAGUCCGUCUUCAACUCUAUUCUUAUCACACGAUCCUACCAACAGCUGAGACAGAUAUUCGCUGAAUUCGAGGCGUUGACUGGAAAGGACAUCGAAGAAUCUAUCAAGAAGGAAUUCUCUGGAAGCAUCGAGAAGGGCAUGCUUGCUAUUGUGAAAUGCGUAAAGAGCAAGGUUGGUUUCUUCGCUGAGCGCCUGUACUAUUCCAUGAAAGGGCUCGGUACAAAUGAUAAGACCCUCAUCAGAAUCGUGGUCAGCCGCUCCGAGAUCGACCUCGGGGACAUCAAACAGGCAUUCCUUGACAAAUACGGCAAGCCCCUGGAGAGCUGGAUCGCUGUAAGUUGUCUUGCAAUAAUCAUUCAUUCGGCACUUUCAUACGAAAGCGUCACUUGAAUAUGCUUGAUUUGCUUCAUAUGAGAAACGCAUUGAAAAUUUAUCAGUUUAGUUUGAUGUUGAAUUUAAAGUUUCAUUGAUUAUUUACUGUAUUUAUUGAUAUAACCUAUUGCAUUUUUAAUAACUGUCGUCCAUAAUCAUUGUGUUCAUAAAAUUAACUCAUUUGUCCGUUGUUUGUCUAAUGUCUAACAAGCAUGUGUAUUUCUAUGUUUUAUAUUUAAUAGAAAUAUAUAAACUGACCCAUACUUCUUUACGAUACACUGUUGUAAUUGUGGCUGUGCAUUGCCCAUACGACACAUCACCUAUAAAAUCUAACCCUCAUUAUAAUAUAUACUUAUUAUACAGAUCUGUUUAUAGGAAUAUUCAAGAUUUAGUAUAAAGUCAAUAAUUUUGUGAAGUUAUCAGCAAAUGUGUUAAUUGUUCUAACAGAGAAAAGCACUAAUUGGCAUAUGUAAAAGGUUUAUUUGUCGACAAAUGAAUACAGUAGUUCAGAAUCCGUUUUGAUUGCAGGACGACACUUCCGGGGAUUACAAGAAGGCUUUAUUGACCCUAGUCGAAUAAAUUGUGUGGUUCCCGAAUGGUCAGGAUCACUAUGGUUGAUAUCCACCUAUCUCGAAUAUUUUAAGUUUUUUUUUUGUCAAUUUGCUAGAUUAUUAAGACAGUUAGGGCUUGACGGCCGAUCGUAAAGUAAAACAAGCACAACGCUAGUCUAGACGUUCGCGGUCGUCGGGUGUGCUAGGUUAUCGUGAGAUGUAAAUUUAUUUGAGAUCUGUAUAGUUCGCUUGUGAGCACGGUCCCGGUCAUGUAACUCUUCCGUAGCUAACAGCUUUAUGUGUCGCGCUCGUGCACGAGGUAACGGUUCCUCAUUAGUUUUGCUUAGUUUUACAAGUAGUUGUUGGUUUUUCAGGAGGACAUAGGAGGUCCGCUCGGCGAACUCCUAUCAACAAUGUGUUACUAAAGCCUACACUGCUAUAACAUUAACACUCAGUAUUACGAGCGCCAUUCCGUUUUACACCAACGCAGUGUCAAGUAAAGCAAACUAUUUAUUGCAUCUAUUGUAACCGAGUACACUUAUGUGCAUUUUAAAGACAUUAUAUAAUUAAUUUAAGCUAUUUAAUCAUUGUGAUUUCCAUUCUCAUGUAUAGUCAGUACCAAGAAUGCACGUUUGAAGUUUGAGCGCAGUGGUUUGAACUAUGGGCCAGUUUAUUUUGUUCGCUAACAUGUGAAGCGUGAGCGCGUUUUCCGCUGUUGUUUACAGGAUGACCUGACUGGUGACUUCAGGAAUGUGCUAGUCACACUUUGUGCUUAACCCUGCAAUACAUUAGAGCUGUUAUUUUUAUAUGAAUAUUUGGUUAAGCUUAGCAUGUUGUUGCGGAACGCUACAAAGUACAAUAAUGGUUUGCAGGACGAUACGAAGGGCGACUUCAAACACGCGUUACUGACCCUAGUGUCGUAGGGACGCAUACGCAUUAUACUGCAGACCGAUAGACAUGCCUUUGAACCGUAUAACUGUUAAGAGAUGUUUAGAAAUUAAAGCUUGAUAUUUUUGUGAAAAUGAGAUAUUUAUUGGUGCUGUACUUUUGUUUACAUUAUACAUAUUUACAUUAUAAUUAUUAAAUCACACUAUUAUGUAUGUUU
Manduca sexta (tobacco hornworm) is the source of this 2850-nucleotide messenger RNA. It is a transcript of the gene AnnIX, whose product is annotated as annexin B9. The transcript is spliced from 7 exons. Gene Ontology annotation, cellular component: cytoplasm. Bases 235 to 1212 code for a protein of 325 amino acids. The record is from RefSeq and is a predicted model, not a curated record. NCBI's taxonomy places the organism in Eukaryota, Metazoa, Arthropoda, Insecta, Lepidoptera, Sphingidae. Gene Ontology annotation, molecular function: calcium ion binding; calcium-dependent phospholipid binding.